Messenger RNA from Lithohypha guttulata, 3726 nucleotides. RefSeq lists its product as uncharacterized. Gene Ontology annotation, molecular function: ATP binding; metal ion binding. The transcript is spliced from 2 exons. NCBI's taxonomy places the organism in Eukaryota, Fungi, Ascomycota, Eurotiomycetes, Chaetothyriales, Trichomeriaceae. The record is from RefSeq and is a predicted model, not a curated record. Bases 1 to 3726 code for a protein of 1241 amino acids.
AUGGAAAAGCUCAAAACUCUACUGGUUGCAAAUCGAGGUGAGAUCGCAGUUCGACUGAUUAAGACAGCCAAGAGAUUAGGGGUCAGGACCAUAUCGAUCUACACUCCUGCUGAUGCCGCUUCUAUUCAUGUCGGUGCAGCAGAUCAUGCUGUACUCCUUUCCGGACCCGACUCCAAGGCAUAUUUGGACGGUGAUCAAAUUAUCAAAGUAGCUCAGGACAACCAUGUAGAUGCAAUUAUACCCGGAUAUGGUUUCUUAUCAGAAAACGCAGAAUUUGCAAGGCAGAUCGCAGAAGCCGGUAUGGUCUUUGUAGGACCAAGCCCUAAGGCUAUCGAGGACUUUGGUAUCAAACAUACAGCUAGAGAGCUCGCCUCGGCGGCAGAGGUACCUAUCGUGCCAGGAACGAAAGGUCUGGUUGGCUCGGAGGAUGAGGCUACUUCAGAGGCAAAUAGGCUCGGAUAUCCAGUGAUGUUAAAGGCCACGGCCGGAGGUGGUGGUAUGGGCUUACUGACCUGUAACAACGAUGGCGAUGUUCGCAAAUCAUUCAAGACUGUUCAAUCUCGUGGCGAAACGCUCUUCAAAAACGCAGGUCUCUUCAUUGAAAAGUUCUACCCAAAUUCGCAUCAUAUAGAAGUGCAAGUUUUCGGCAAUGGCCGAGGCAAGGCGAUUCAUUUCGGCGAGCGAGAGUGUUCGAUUCAGCGAAGACAUCAAAAGGUCAUCGAAGAAUGUCCAAGUCCCUUCGUAAGCAAGCAUCCUGAGCUACGAGACAAGAUUUGCUCAGCUGCAGUCCGACUCGCAGAGUCAAUUAGCUACUCAUCCGCUGGUACGGUAGAGUUCUUGGUUGACGAUGAGCAUACAGGAUUCUUCUUUCUGGAAAUGAACACAAGAUUGCAAGUCGAGCAUGGUAUUACUGAGAUGUCUUAUAACGUGGACCUCGUCGAGCUUAUGCUCAAACAAGCAGAUUGUGAACUCGCUGGCAAAAGCGGGUUGGAAGCUGGUUAUCUCCAGAAGUUGCAGCCUUCCUCGCCAACAGGGUUUGCCGUCGAGGCGCGAGUAUAUGCAGAGAACCCAGCCAGAGAUUAUGCGCCUUCACCUGGAUUGUUGCAAGAAGUGAUUUGGAAAGAGGUCCCUGGCUCCAGGAUCGACACAUGGGUACAUCGAGGCAUUCGCGUAUCUGCCAACUACGACCCCUUGCUCGCAAAAGCUAUGGUGCAUGCGAACACACGAGAAAAGGCAAUAGCCGGACUGAAGGACUUACUGACAGGAACACGGAUCUCAGGUCCACCAACGAAUCUUGAUUUUCUGGCUUCUAUUCUGGGCGAUAGUACGUUUGAGUCAGGCAUAACACUGACGAACUUUUUGUCAAGCUUCGAGUACAGGCCAGCAGCAAUUGAUGUGACCGCAGGUGGCGCUUAUACGUUAGUCGAGGACUGGCCGGGCCGACCAUCUGUAGGACGUGGUUUCGGCCAUAGCGGGCCCAUGGAUCCUGUUACUUUUCGAAUAGCUAACCUCCUUGUUGGAAACGAACAAAGUGUCGCUGGCCUCGAGAUAACACUCAGUGGACCUGACCUCAAGUUUCUGGGCCCAGCUGUGGUAGCUUUGUGCGGUGCUCCGAUGGAGGCACAACUAGAUGGUGAGAAAUUUCCUAUGUGGACACGCAGAAGAAUUGAGGCGGGUCAACGGCUGAAGAUUGGCAAGACUACUGGUGGUGGUUGUCGAUCGUACCUGGCCAUCCAUGGCGGACUUCCUACCAUCGCGACAUGGUUUGGGUCAAAGAGCACGGCGCCAAUGACGACUGUAGGCGGCUAUCAAGGAAGAGCACUAGCUGCAGGCGACUUGCUCGGCAUUGUGAAGGACCCUCCACAUUUCCAAGAUGAUUUGAAGCUGCCAGACAGCCUAAUUCCGUCCUAUCCAGAAGAAUGGGAUCUUCUUGCGAUGCCUGGCCCGCACGACGAGGGAUUUCUGAAGCAGGACUUUGUUGACGAGUUUUAUAAGACGACUUUCAAGGUCUCUCAUAAUGCUGCAAGAGGUGGAAUUCGACUAAUAGGACCGCGACCACGAUGGGAGAGGCUCGAUGGCGGAGAGGGAGGUGCACAUCCUAGUAACGUCAUUGAGUACGGCUAUCCGCUUGGUACGGUCAAUUGGACUGGUGAUGACCCGUGUUUGUUUCCAGUCGAUGCCCCGGAUUUUGGUGGGUUCUUGUCCAGCGUGACUAUCAUCAAGGCUGACUGGUGGCGUGUUGGUCAGAUGAAGGCAGGAAACAAAUUGCGCUUUCAUCGUAUCUCGUAUGAUGAUGCUAUAGCUAAACGUCAGGAGAUUGAGAAUUUCCUCGACUCUAUCGAGAAGUGUUGCAAAGGACAAGCACAAUUUGGGGACGUGUCCGCCUUGAAAUAUCAAGGUCUGCCACAAUCUGGUGAGAAUGGUGGAUGGGAGUCGGCAGUCAUUCACCAAAUCAAGGAAGAGGCUAACCAACCUCUUGUAUCAUACAGACAAGGUGGUGACGACUUUCUCCUCGUCGAUUAUGGUCACGGCUCGUUCGAUCUGAAUUAUCGGUGUCGGGCUGUAACACUAUACAAGAAGUUGAGAGAGGCCGAGGGUCAGAUAUCCUUCAACAAUGGCAGUCUGAAUGUAGGGAUGCCUUGUGGUAACUCCUUGAUGCUCCAUUUCAACUCCUUGAAAGUGCGUAGACCAGAACUUCUGGAAUAUCUCAUCAAACUGGAGUCCGAGAUAGGUGAUCUGAGCGAAGCCAAGUUUCCUGGUCGCAAGUACAAAUUGCCUAUUACUUUUAAGAACAAGGCACAGGAAGAGAGUCUGAAGAGAUAUAUGGAAACUCAACGACCUUAUGCCAGUUACCUGCCAGAUCCGAUGGCAUUUGUGGCUAAGAACAACGGAUUCAGUGACCAGCAGUUGCGCGAUAUCUUUGUCAAAUCCUCCCUUAUGGUAGUGGCCAUUGGAUUCUUCAUCGCCCUGCCAAUAGCACUCCCAAUUGAUCCGCGUCAACGCAUCCAGUGUCCGAAGAUGAAUCCUUCUCGUGUACACACCCCAGAGGGACAGGUCGGUUGGGGUGGCUCGUGCAUGGCUCUAUACAACGUUGAGUCGCCAGGUGGCUACAUGAAUACAGGCUUGUCCAUACCCUCAGCAGAUAUCUUGGGGUUCAAGAACGCCUAUAGCUUGGAAAAGCCCUGGCUGUUUGAUGACUUUGACCAGAUCACUUUCUAUGAGGUUUCGGAAGAACAAUAUCAAACUCUGAUGCAGGAGUUCCGAAGUGGCAGGUAUCGAUACGAGAUAGAGGACGUAGAAUUUGAUAUGAAGCAGCACAACGAGCUGUUGAAAACAACAGCAGACGAAGUCAAGGAGAUCCGCCGAAAGCAAAGAGAAGCACAGGCAGAAAUGGAUAAGGUUGAGAAAGAAAUGCUUGAGAAGUGGAACAAGGAGAAGGAGGAGGGCAAGAUAUCAGUCGACACUGUUGAGGAAUUGCUUGGUGACCCAGACAUCAUACCCGUGGAAGCACCGGUCAAUGCCAAUGUGUGGAAGAUCCAGGUUAGCGAAGGGGACGAGCUGAAAGAGGAUCAGGUGGUUGCGAUACUCGAAGCAAUGAAACUCGAGAUCAACGUCAAUGCGGAAGGCUCUAUGGCAGGCGCGAAGGUAGAGAAGUUGCUUGUCAAGCCGAAUGAUGUCGUUGACGCUGGCAAGCCUUUGAUGCUGCUGAGGAAGGGUCAGAAAUGA